Messenger RNA from Zea mays, 1403 nucleotides. RefSeq lists its product as uncharacterized. The record is from RefSeq and is a predicted model, not a curated record. Gene Ontology annotation, molecular function: peroxidase activity; heme binding. The transcript is spliced from 11 exons. Bases 170 to 1186 code for a protein of 338 amino acids. Gene Ontology annotation, biological process: response to reactive oxygen species; cellular response to oxidative stress; hydrogen peroxide catabolic process. Lineage: Eukaryota; Viridiplantae; Streptophyta; Magnoliopsida; Poales; Poaceae.
GACCGGAAGUUGGGAACCACACAUGGAUAGCCACUAGCCAGGCAUGGAUAGCCUGACUACUGGGUUGUGUCAUUUUCUUUUUUUUUUCUUUUCAUUUCAGAGCUGUGGUAGACUGGUAGGUUGGUAGCUGUUACUGAAAAACUAAGAGAAGGCAGGACGGGGAAAGGAGAUGGAGCUCAACAGCAUCCCCUAUAUUGCGUCGUGGUCUUCCUCCUCGAGCUGCUUCUACUACAGCUACAGUCGCUGCGCCUGCAGAGGUACAAGAGAUGGGAAGCUGGUAACAAAAGCUUCUGCAGCUGGUCGUAAGCGUGCUGCUGAUUCAGUAUGUUCACAACUCUCUGAGCAGGGAACUGAAGAUUCCAUUUCAGGUCCUAGAUCUUCCUGGCGUAUAAGGAGGAGAGACCUUGCUUCUGCCAUUUUACUCCCUUUUCUGAUUCCUCGUGUUAACAUCUCUAUCGCGGCUGAGAUAUACGACGCAUCAAUUAUUCGAAGUGGUGUGAGGAGUGUUUUAACCAAGGGCAAGGCUGCUGGUGUGCUUCGGUUGGUUUUCCAUGAUGCAGGGACUUUUGAAAUUGGGGACGGAUCAGGUGGCAUGAAUGGCUCUAUAAUUUAUGAAGUUGACAGGCCUGAAAACAUUGGCCUAAAUAGAUCCAUAAAGAUACUAAGAAAAGCAAAAGAAGGAAUCGACAACGUUCAGAAAGUGUCGUGGGCGGAUCUGAUUGCCGUGGCUGGCGCUGAGGCAGUUGCGCUCUGUGGCGGGCCUGAGAUUCCAGUAAGGCUAGGAAGAGUAGAUUCUAGCAGUGCUGACCCUAGUGGUAAACUUCCUGAAGAAACAUUGGACGCAGCUUCCUUGAAGACAUUAUUCAGCAAGAAGGGCUUUUCGGCGCAGGAGCUGGUUGUUUUGUCGGGAGCGCACACGAUUGGAGGGAAAGGGUUCGGGAGUCCAGUUGUUUUCGACAACACCUAUUUCAAGGUGCUGCUCGAUAAUAGGCCGCCGCAGACAUCUUCGACUGGCAAUGGCAUGGCGGCGAUGGUUGGGCUGCGCACGGACUGGGCGCUCACUGAAGACGACGAGUGCUUGAGAUGGAUCAGGAUCUACGCAGAGGACCAAGCUAGGUUCUUCGACGACUUCAGGGACACGUACAUCAAGCUCGUAGACAGCGGAGCCUCGUGGAGAACAGCUUGACUAGAACUGCCUGUUUCUCUACAGUGUUAGGCCUUGUUCGGUUAUAAGGGAAUAAAUCCCACCAUGGAUUUAAUCCGGAUCUGGAUUGGGUGAAUCCAUAUGUCACACCCAAUCCUAUGGUGGGAUUAAAUACACCAUUUAAUCCAUGUAUCUCUUAAAACUAGUUAUUCUUUUGAUUCAUGGAUUCUAAUAUAAACUUGUGCAACAUCUUCAUGGA